This is a messenger RNA of Labeo rohita (rohu), 833 nucleotides long. Its product is annotated as protein SPO16 homolog. The record is from RefSeq and is a predicted model, not a curated record. Lineage: Eukaryota; Metazoa; Chordata; Actinopteri; Cypriniformes; Cyprinidae. The coding region runs from base 72 to 578 and encodes 168 amino acids. Gene Ontology annotation, cellular component: chromosome. Gene Ontology annotation, biological process: reciprocal meiotic recombination; synaptonemal complex assembly. The transcript is spliced from 5 exons.
CGCUCACUGGCGUCAGGUGACGGGCUGUCUUACGAAACUGUUAACCUAACAUCAGGUCAACUAACUUAAAAAUGGCAAGCGAUACCAAUAACUCUUGGAAAACAACCGUUAUAAUCAGCACCUCACCUCAGUGUGAUGAACCCUCGCAGAUUCUUCUAGCGCAGCAGCACAGGAUUCGCCGCUCGGACAGCAUUCUGUCCUCUGCCUUUGUUUUCCCCUUGUCAGGUACGGCCUUCUUGCUGGUCACACCGGAAGAGUUUCCAGCUAAGCUUGAGAAUGCAGAAAUUUUUGAGAGAAUUGAGAAGUUUGUGCAUGUCCACAGAAACAGCUUUCUUCUGCUUCAAGCCCCAGUCUAUGGAAAAAGAGAGUGGGAGAUUUUAUCAUCAGUGCAAAACAGAUUUCUUGGCUGUAACCUUAAAGUAAUACCUGUGCACAGUACUGCUGAUGCAGUGAAGGGAAUGCUGGUCAUUGCUACGGCCACAAGUAAACCCAAUGUGGUGAAUUUGGGAGAUCAGAUGUCUUUGGCUUGUACUCACAUCAUUGAUCAUAGCCCAGUUUGGGAGAUGCUUCAAGAGUGAGAUUUACUGUAUGUUCUUCUCUGUUCAUGUUCUUAUUGCUUGCUAUACUUGUUUUAAACAACAGAUGUCAGUAUUGUUUCAUAGCAAGUUGUGUCAAACCUGUUACUUGCCAUUCACACUUGGUUGUAUAGCUUGUGAAAACUUUUUUUAAAAUAGUUCAUACAAAGAACAAAGUAUAAACACUGUCAAAGGAAAAAUGUCCGCCUUUUAUUUGCGUCGGAAAAGUCUUCAAAGUCAGAAUACAGAAUAGUAUUA